AGACGCCCUCAGUGCUUCGCCAUCGCUGCUAGAGGCUCGUCCUAAAAUCUCAGUUCUCAAGUCAGGAUGCAAAGACAUUUUAAAUUAACGCCAUGAUUCAAACAGCUCGAAUGACAUGAGUAUUUAUCUCAUUUGAGUGCUUCAUUAUCGGCCCGGACUUGAUCCCUCCACAGAGAACCCCUAAUUUGAUCAAUACCAUCACUCACACAUGGCUUUUGCUAGCACACUGUUGAGGACCUUCAUACUCAAAGGCUCUCAAAGGCAAUCUUUUCCUGUUUUCAUUCGAAAACUGCCAUCCGAUGCAAUCCCAUUGCUCACUUCUCUUCACUCCCACCGGUUGCGAAGCCUCUGUGGCAACGCUUCCUCGCAAUUGACUCCCCAGAUCAAGAGUGGGUUUGAAUCGGAAUCAAAUAUGCAGAGGCGGUCCAACAUUGUGGAGAUCUUGGAGGAAAGGGGUUUACUAGAGUCUAUCACCAAUGAGAACCUCCGUUCCAUUUGCUCUGAUCCCGAUCACCCUCCCCUCAAAGUCUACUGUGGUUUUGACCCGACUGCAGAAAGUCUCCAUCUUGGAAACCUUCUUGGUCUUGUUGUUCUUGCAUGGUUCCUUCGUUGUGGCCAUAAAGUUGUUGCUCUCAUUGGUGGAGCCACCGGCCGCAUAGGUGACCCUUCUGGCAAGAGUUUAGAGCGACCCGAGCUCGAUAUUUUAAAAUUGGAACAGAACAUUGCUGGAAUUUCUGCCAACAUUCGACAAGUACUAAUGUCUCCAGAUUCAUCCAACCUUAAUUCGAGCAUUCAUAUUCUAGACAACUAUGACUGGUGGAAAGAUGUGAAAUAUCUAGAUUUCUUGCGCGUUGUUGGUAGGUUUGCAAGAGUUGGUACUAUGAUGUCCAAAGAAAGCGUGAAAAGGAGAUUAGAAAAUGCAGAGCAAGGAAUGAGCUAUGCAGAGUUCUCCUACCAAUUGUUGCAGGGCUAUGACUAUGUGCAUUUGUUUGAAAAUGAAGGCGUCACGGUUCAAAUUGGUGGCAGUGAUCAAUGGGGAAAUAUUACAGCAGGAACGGAUCUUAUUCGCAAGGCAAUCCGAAAAUCUUCUGAGGUUGAGGUUUCUCCUGUGGCUUAUGGCUUAACAUUUCCCCUUCUCCUCAAGAGUGAUGGGACCAAGUUUGGGAAAUCUGAAGAAGGGGCAAUAUGGCUGUCUCCUUCACUUUUAUCUCCUUACAAGUUCUAUCAGUAUUUCUUCUCUGUUCCUGAUUCUGAUGUGGUGAGGGUUCUCAAGAUUCUUACAUUUCUUAGCAUCGAUGAGAUUGAUGACCUCAAAGAUCAAAUGGUGAAGCCUGGUUAUGCUCCUAAUACUGCACAACGUAGACUGGCAGAGGAGGUUACACGGUUUGUUCAUGGGCAAGAGGGAUUGGAUGAGGCCCUUAAGGCUACAGAAGCCUUGAGGCCCGGCAAUGCAGAUACUAGGUUGGAGUGGAAAGCCAUAGAGAGUAUUGCUGGGGAUGUUCCAUCAUGCUCAUUGCCUUAUGAUCAUGUGUUGAAUAUUUCGCUUUUGGAUCUGUCGGUUUCUAGUGGCUUGCUGGAGAGUAAGUCUGCUGCGCGGAGAAUCCUCAAACAAGGAGGACUGUACUUGAACAAUGUCCGGGUUGAUAAUGACUCUAAGAGGAUUGAGGAGGAUGAUAUUUUGGAUGGAAAAGUUUUGCUUUUGGCUGCAGGGAAGAAGAACAAGAUGGUUGUGAGAAUUUCCUGAUCUGCUGCAGCUGCUACUACUGUAAACUAUAUUUUUAUUUCAUUUGUUUGCAAAAACAAUUAUCAAUUUAUCAUCAUCAUUAAAAUAGAUAAACCUUUUUUGCCUAGUUUUAUAGCUUGCACAAGUUUAUAUGCAGUGGAGUCUAGGGUAGUGGAGAGUGAGUGUCGUAGGUAGGGCAGUGACUGGAUUCGGGCAGGUUGCCAGAUGGAUUGAGCAGAUUCAUCCUUUCACCUUGCUCCUCUUGGUGGUCUCUAUAUGCCAGCAUUUGCAAGUUGAAAACAUAUGUGCUUGAUUAUAAAGAACGAGCUUCUGUUGGAUU
Cuscuta campestris is the source of this 2063-nucleotide messenger RNA. The record is from the annotation of a GenBank genome assembly. Lineage: Eukaryota; Viridiplantae; Streptophyta; Magnoliopsida; Solanales; Convolvulaceae.